Messenger RNA from Necator americanus (New World hookworm), 729 nucleotides. RefSeq lists its product as uncharacterized. Gene Ontology annotation, molecular function: zinc ion binding. Gene Ontology annotation, cellular component: cytoplasm. Lineage: Eukaryota; Metazoa; Nematoda; Chromadorea; Rhabditida; Ancylostomatidae. The record is from RefSeq and is a predicted model, not a curated record. The transcript is spliced from 7 exons. Bases 1 to 729 code for a protein of 242 amino acids.
AUGGCUGAGAUGCCUGAUGUUGGUGGGAAAUGCAACAUUAGUGAGUGCAACCGAAUAGAUUUUCUUCCGUUUACCUGUCCGCUUUGCAAAUGCUUAUUUUGCUCUGAUCAUCGUUUUGCUCAUGGCUGCGAUGGCUCGAAGCAAUAUGAUCCUAACACGGCCUUACCGUCCACAUCCAAGCCAUUGCGUGAUUUUAUGUGUUCAUUCAGUGGCUGUUCAGCUGCAGAAAGCAUUAAAAUAGUUUGUCCACACUGUGAGCGAAACUAUUGCUUGAAGCACCGCCACGCAGACGAACAUUUAUGUGAUGCUGUGCUCGACAAAGUUCCUAAACCUCGGGCGCAACUUAAAAUCCCGAUCAUUGAACCCUCUUUGAAACCAGAAAAGCCAGCUCUGGAAUCGAAAUCAAAACCUAUUAACCCUGCUGAUCAGAAGAAAAUGGAUAGAAUUCUGAUAAUGAAACUGAAAAUGAAUGCUAAGAUGUACGCUGAUAUACCUGCACAGGAACAAAUCUUUUUGUUCGUUGAAGGGGAUUGUGUGAAUGGACGACAUGCUGUCGCAGUAAGCAAGAGUUGGACUAUUGGUCGCUGCGCAUCUGCUAUCAAGAAACUUCUACUUUUGGACGAAUCCAAGACAGUAAAGAUACUGAAGGAGGAUUGUGCUGUCGAUUAUGCUGAUACGGUUCGAAUACAUUUGAAUGACAUGGAUACGGUCAGAAUAGAACUCAUAUAG